AUGUUUUGGGUUCGAAUAUUAAGAUAUUUUUUCUCGUUCAUUGUAAAGGGUCUAGUGAAAUGGAUCUUCGAGAACCAACACAAGAUGCAGUCCGUCCGUCGCUGCAGCUCGUUGGCUCGCUACAAGGAGAUGGAAGACAGCUCCUCAGCAGAACAUGACGUCACUGGACCUAAGACUCGCCCGGAGAUCACGCCUGAAGUAUCCUUCAAGCACGACGAUCUCCAAGUGAGACUGGCAGCGCCGUAUCAACUACAGACUAAACCCGACGCGGUCGAGUUGGGCUUCGGAAAGUACUUCACGGACCACAUGCUCAAGAUCCACUACAGCAAGCAGCUAGGAGGCUGGCAGAAACCGGAGAUCACGCCCUUCGAGAACCUCAGCCUACACCCCGCCGCUAAGGCUCUACACUACGCUAUACAAUUAUUCGAAGGUAUGAAAGCAUACAGGGGCGUCGACGAUAAAAUCCGAUUGUUCCGACCGGAGCUGAAUAUGGAAAGGAUGAACCUCGCGGCCCAGAGGUCUGGCCUGCCCAUGUUCGACGGCCAGGAGCUGAUCCGCUGCAUCACCAGGCUCAUACAGAUAGACCAGGAGUGGGUCCCGCACUCGGAGACCUCCACGCUUUACGUGCGACCCACACUCAUCGGAACAGAGCCCACAUUCGGUAUCAUGGAGCCGGAGAGCGCGCUCCUGUUCGUCAUCCUGAGCCCUGUGUCCGCCUACUACCAGACCCGCGGGGACGGCGCCGUGUCCAUCUUCGCGGACCCCGCGGUCGUGCGCGCCUUCCCCGGCGGGGUCGGCAACCGGAAGGUCGGCUCCAACUACGGGCCCACGAUCGAGGCGACCGCGCGCGCCGCCAAGCUGGGCCACCAACAGGUGCUGUGGCUGUUCGGCCCGGACCGCGAGCUGACCGAGGUGGGCGCCAUGAACAUCUUCAUGGUGUACAUCAACGAGCACGGCCAGCGCACGCUGAGCACGCCGCCGCUCAACGGGCUCAUCCUGCCGGGCGUGACGCGGCGCUCCAUCCUCGAGCUGGCGGCGCAGUGGGACGAGCUGCAGGUGCGGGAGGAGGUCAUCACCAUGGACCGGCUGGAGGAGCUCAACGAGGCCGGCCGCCUGCUGGAGCUGUUCGGCGCGGGCACGGCGGUGGUGGUGACGCCCAUCAACAACGUGGGCUACCUGCACCGGGACAUCCGCGUGCCCACCACCAGCCAGCCGCGGCCCGUGUACCGCCGGCUCAGAGACACGCUGCUCGCCAUACAGUACGGACACGUGCAGCACCCCUACGCCAAGGUCAUCGCGUAG
Messenger RNA from Danaus chrysippus (African queen), 1302 nucleotides. The record is from the annotation of a GenBank genome assembly. NCBI's taxonomy places the organism in Eukaryota, Metazoa, Arthropoda, Insecta, Lepidoptera, Nymphalidae.